CUUCCUUUGUUUUUCCUCUUCCCUCAUCAUUUUUAUUUGUCAAAAGACUCAAAACUCACCAUGAACAAUCAGCAAAUCACUGAACUUACGCUCAAAAUUGUUACUUUCACUUGUAAUUAAAAUAGCAGUUCAGUUAAGAUACAAAUCUACUCUUAUAAUUUUGAUAUUUAACCUAAACCCAUAUCAAUUUUCCCUCAUUUUUGGCGUUCAUCUAUUGAAAAGAAAAAAGAAUGCCGCAAGUGAGAAUCAUAGCGAAGAAUUUCAUUGAUAUGGUGGCGUCAUUGCCUGCUGUCAAGCUCGAUAUGCUAUAUGCUAAUCCCUUCAUUUGUGAAGCUAUUCUCAGGUCCUUGCCUCCUUUGGCAAAGAAGUACAUUUUGCAAAUGUUGUACAUUGAUGCUCCAGUACCUGCCAAGUCCUUGGAAGAGUGGGUUCUUCCUGAUGGACUCUCAAAACAUAGAGUUGCUAUCGACCGAUUGAUUCAACUGAGAGUUCUUACUGAAAGUCUUGACAGGAAAAAGGAAACCAACUAUGAAAUGAAUGGAAAGUUUCAAGUUAACCUUCAGAAGCAGCUAAUAUAUGGUGGAGAAUUACCAAGAGAACCAAUGCCUAAAAAUGCCGUGAGACUUCCAAGCUUGGAGGAACUAGAUACCUAUGCUCUUGAACAGUGGGAGCGUUUCUUGCUGCAUCUUAUUAGCUCCAGUCAAGCGGAAAAGUUGACAAACUUCUGUCCUUCUAUGAUGAAGGUUUUCCAACGUGGUCUCUUGAGUCAAAGAGAAAAAGAAGGUUCAAGGUUAACUGAGUAUGGUUUCCAGUUCCUGCUGAUGGAGACAAAUGCGCAACUUUGGUAUAUUAUCAGAGAAUAUAUUGCCAGUGCUGAGGAGCGUGGAGUAGACCCAGCAAAUUUGAUUUCAUUUUUGCUAGAACUUAGUUUUCAUGAGAUGGGACAGGCAUACAACAUUAACACUUUGACUGAUGUUCAGAAAAGUACGAUUAAGGACCUUGCUGAUUUGGGAUUAGUCAAACUUCAGCAGGGAAGGAAGGAGAGUUGGUUCCUUCCGACAAAGUUGGCUACCACUCUUUCGGUUAGUUUAUCUGAUACAGCGACUAGGAAACAGGGUUUUGUGGUUGUGGAGACAAACUUUAGGAUGUAUGCUUAUUCUACGUCCAAAUUACAUUGCGAGAUUCUUCGUCUUUUUGCAAGGAUAGAAUACCAACUUCCUAAUCUCAUUGUUUGUGCAAUUAAUAAAGAAAGCCUGUAUAACGCCUUUGAAAACGGUAUCACUUCAGAACAGAUAAUCUCGUUUCUUCAGCAAAAUGCACAUCCUCGUGUAGCUGAGAAAAUACCGACUGUCCCAGAAAAUGUUACAGACCAGAUUAGGCUUUGGGAAUCAGACUUAAAUAGAGUUGAAAUGUCACCUGCACAGUUUUAUGAUGAAUUUCCGUCUAGGGAUCUGUUCGAGGCAGCUUGUGACUUCGCCCGAGAAUACGGUGCUUUGCUAUGGGAAAACCCAAAAAAGAUGCAGCUUGUUGUAAAAGCAGAACUACAUAAUGAUCUGCGGGAGUACCUCCGACGCCAAAAACAAUAACGUAUUUUUGUAGUUACCUGCCAAGCGGGAACAAAUAAGAGAUAAUAGUUACGUUCAAAGGAAAGGAAGAAAAACCACGAAUGGACCAGGUGGUUGAAGACUAUUUUUUUUCCAUCCUUAUGACAAGAGAAUUCGCACAACAUAUAUACAAAAAAACGUAGAAAAUUCUUUAUCCUUACUUAAAACGAUAUAGUUAAAAAGAAUUACUGUGUUCAAUUUAUAGAAUUUAAUUUAGUAUAAAAUAUCAGUUUAGUUUUGAUUUUUAGCCAUUAAUGACCGUAUUCACAAUCUACUAUCUUUAUUUUUAUAUUGUGUUUCGUUGUGUAUUGCGUUUGAAUUUUUAUGUUUGAAUCUGAUUGAUAAGAUGACAAACAAUAGGCUAAAUGAAGGUAGAAUAUGUACAAACAAGGUGAUACAUCUUCGAAAUUUCCAAGUUCUAUUGUAUUGUCUUGUACUCCAUACAAUAAUUGUUGCUAAUGACGUUUGGUUAUUCUAGUUUUGCCGCUAUUGGUGAUGUGCUUAGUUUGCAUAUAGAUAGAUUCAUUGAUUACGCCUUGUCAUAAGGAUAAUACUUUUCAUGGGGUAUAUGUCUCAAGACACAAACAUAGGCUACAUAGCAUCACUUUUUGAAAAAGACAUAACACCAUAUCCAUAUACAUUACUCAAGUUUAUCAAUCAUUUUUUUAAAAAAUAUUAAUAUCUCGCAUUACUCAUCUAAAUAAUCAGUCAAAUU
Molecule: messenger RNA, 2319 nt
Organism: Amaranthus tricolor (Joseph's coat)
Lineage: Eukaryota; Viridiplantae; Streptophyta; Magnoliopsida; Caryophyllales; Amaranthaceae
Product: general transcription and DNA repair factor IIH subunit TFB2
Exons: 15
Coding region: 231-1586 (451 amino acids)
Biological process (GO): nucleotide-excision repair
Cellular component (GO): transcription factor TFIIH core complex; transcription factor TFIIH holo complex
Molecular function (GO): double-stranded DNA binding; ATPase activator activity
Source: RefSeq, a predicted model, not a curated record